GAGCUAGAAAGAGAGAGGAAUAAACAAAUAGCCUGGGGAUUUAGCCUGAGGGGUUAUAGAGAGUUGCCAGCGGGUAUGAAGACACAUACUGGAUUUUGGGUGCCUUAGGGAGCAGUGUGUUUGUGCAUGAAUGUGAUUAUUCAAUCCAGAAAUUAAGUUUGCAUACAUUUGACAGGAUAUUAAAGUGGAAGUCGAAGUAGAGUUGGGGUUGUAUGCUUCAAUUAAACUUUGAGGAGUCCUGCAGGUGCUACAACAGUAUGUGACUCGACAGCUGGACUCUGAAUGUUAGAUUUGUAUUCAGGAAGUCAGUGUUGUGGCUCUCUCUGUGCUCCUGGAGCCCCAUGAGGGCCCCGGCCGUGGAGGCCUGGCUGGGAGAUGAAGCCGUCCCCCCUGCUGCUCUAGCAGCUCUGUGGGCCCUCAUGGCUCUGGAAGGCCGCUGUCUGCGCCCUGCCUCGCCCACACCGGGCCAACGCAGGGCCCGCCGUCGCCACGCCCGACCCGGAGCACCACGAGAUGAUCUGUCCCACCUCCUAGCGCGGGCUCACCUCCACGGAUUGCGGCACAUCUGCUCUCCGUCAAACUCUCUCAGCCGCCGGGUCUUUUGGAUGCUAGCCUUCUGUACUUGUCUGGGUCUUCUGUUGUCCUGGUCCUCGAAUCGGCUGCUUCACUGGCUGGCCUUCCCCACUCACACAAGAGUCCAUACAGAGUGGGCGAGAGAACUGACUUUUCCCACGGUCACCAUCUGCAACAAUAACCCCGUACGUUUGUAUCACCUCACUAAGAGCGAUCUGUACUUCGCGGGUCACUGGCUCGGACUGUUGCUGGCCAACCGCACGGCCAGACCCCUGGUGCUGGACCUGCUUCAAGAUGACAGACAGGCAUGGUUUAGCAAGCUGUCAGAUUUCCGUCUUUUCCUGCCUCCACGGCGCUUCGAGGGCACCAGCUUGGAGUUCAUGGACCGACUGGGCCACCAGCUGGAGGAUAUGCUACUGGCCUGCAAGUACCGCGGAGAGCCCUGUGGAGCUCACAACUUCUCCACUGUGUUUACACGUUAUGGGAAGUGUUACAUGUUUAACGCUGCCGAAGAGGGGAAGACUUUGAGGACUACGAUGAAAGGAGGCACAGGCAACGGCCUGGAGAUCAUGCUGGACAUCCAGCAAGAUGAAUACCUGCCUGUUUGGGGAGAAACAGAAGAGACUGCAUUUGAGGCAGGAGUAAGGGUGCAGAUCCACAGUCAGGCGGAGCCUCCCUUUGUACAUGAGCUGGGCUUUGGAGUCGCCCCAGGCUUUCAGACCUUCGUGGCUACCCAGGAGCAAAGACUGACAUACCUUCCUCCUCCGUGGGGCGAAUGUGUGUCCAGAGCCCUGGAUUCAGGCCUCUUUCAGGUGUACAGUGUGUCUGCCUGCCGUAUCGAGUGUGAGACGCGCUACAUCGUAGAAAACUGCAACUGCAGGAUGGUCUACAUGCCUGGUGAUUCUCCGUACUGCACUCCUGAACAGUAUAAGGACUGUGCUGAACCUGCUCUGGCUGCUCUGUCAGCUGUUGAAGGCACAAACUGCAUCUGCAGGAGCCCCUGUAACAUGACUCGAUACAACAAAGAGCUUUCCAUGGUCAAGAUCCCCAGUAAAACCUCUGCACGCUACCUGGAGAAGAAGUUCAACCGGUCGGAGAAGUACAUCACGGACAAUAUCCUUGUUCUGGAUGUGUUCUUUGAGGCUCUGAAUUAUGAGACCAUAGAGCAGAAGAAAGCGUACGAGGUGGCGGGUCUGCUAGGUGAUAUUGGUGGUCAGAUGGGCUUGUUUAUCGGUGCAAGUAUCCUGACCAUACUGGAGCUAUUUGAUUAUGCAUAUGAGGUGGUGAAGGAGAGACUGCUGGACCUGCUGAACCGAGAGGAGGAGGAAGAGAGUCAUGGAGAGGAUGUGAGUACCUGUGAUCCGGUGGUAAACCAUUCGGAAUCGAUUAGCCACACGGUCAGUGUUCCCCUCCAGACCACCCUGGGCACGCUAGAGGAGAUUGCCUGCUGAGCAUCGUAACCCCUCCACACCAACAGGGGGAGCCGGGCCACUCCACUCUAAUGGGUGAAGGACAGAGUAAAACGAGGGAAAGUCUCUGUUGCUUUUUCUCGACAUGUCAUCAUUUGGCACAAACAUGAGAACUGGAAGCCAAGGAGCUUCUCGAGAAACACGAGGACCCCAAAGUUUCUCACAAACACCAUCUGUUUGUUCUGAACUCAUGAAGGAAAGCAGAAGCUUGUGGACCCGUCAGGACAGUCACUUGUAAAAAUAAGACAAACAUGAAAACACGAGCAUGUGAGAAACUGCAGAUGCGCACGGCCUCUGUGUGUUCUCGCGUUCUCUCUUUCUCUCUCUGCCCAGCCGCCAUUUUGAAGUCUACUGCCAAAACACUGUAAAUUAUUAACGGAGAAAAUGUUGUGAAACUGUUCUAACUGUGCAUGUGUCAGUUUCAUGCGUUACAAUGCGGUUUUCUCGAACUUGUCAUCCUCUCUAACGUGUGGAGAUGGUUUUGUCUUCUUGUGCUGUUCGUUUGCGAUGUGUUUCUGCAUCUCAAUUGGCUUCUUGAUGUAUCAGGGAUGCAUCAUAAAACUGAGAGGCCCUUUCUUCUAUCCUUUUUAUUUUUCUAUCCUUCAUAGAAAAGCUGAAUGGGUCACAGUACAAUGGCAGCCAUUAUGAGUUCACUGUGGCAGCGUAUGGCUCUUCUACAUGCUUUCUGGAUCCCAUUUGAAAAAUGAAGAACAACGAGAGUACAGAAAAAAAGUGUUUUUGUCGCUUUCUGCAUAAGAGUAUAGUGAUACAGCUAACAGUUUUCUUUUUGUUAAAUAUGAGAGGUGUUAAUUUGUCAUUUAAAGCUGAUAAGAUCUUUCAUGCUUUUAAUUCAGAGCUGAGAGAUACAUCAGCGCUUUUCUGAGAUUUUUUGACAGCCAUCAUGAUUCUGCUUCCCCAAAUAUCGUAAGUGGGAUAUUUUCAUACAUAUAAAGGAUCUAGAGGCGUUCAUGGUGGUUUAUUAUGUGAGUUGUCGCUAUACUGUUGUCUAUGUCUCAUCAUUUCAGAGCUCUUCAUCUGUGCUGCGGUUUAUUAACACUGUAAUUGCCAUAUGUUAUCUGAUAUUUACUAUGUUCCCACUGUGUUCUUUGAUGAUGGAUGAUAGACAGUUCAAAAGUGUGCUUAUGGUUCUCGGAUCACUUAUACAUCAGUAUGAAUGAAGCCUCAGUUGACCCAUUCAUUCUUCAACAUGUACAGUGUUUCAGCCAAAAUUUAUUAACUGAGGCAAAAUCAUUCAUGCAGAAUGUGCUUUGGCUGAAAAUGAUGAAAAGAGGGUCAGUUCUGGGUGAUGAGAGUGAGCUUGAUUGCAUUUCUCAAUUUAACUCCCCUCAAUAUUCAAUUUAAGAAUAUUGACUGGCGCAAAGCUUGAUUGACUGAGCUUGUGUGUUAAAACUGUAGGUGAAGCUUUUGAAUAAAUUGUUUUGGGACAUGAAGACCGCUGGCAGACAAGUAAUACCAGAAAUGUGUUGACGAGCUCCUGGAAUAUAUAUAUAAAUAAAUAAAAAGGUAUUUAAUCUGGUUUAUUAAGCCUAGGCUUUCACACGUGACCUAGGGCCCCCUUGUCCAAUCAGAUUUGAGCUUAGAGGCAGUAUGCAAAUAUCUGUCAUAAAUAUCCAUGCUCAGAGAUUUUUCUUGGAGGAUUAUUAGUAGUUAUUAUUUGCAUGCCCCCCUUCUGGGGCAACAGUAUUAAGAGCGUGAUUUGCACCUAUAUCGUAAUACGAAAUUUAUUAUAUAAUAACAUUAAGAGCGGAAACAUAAUUUUGCCACAGGGAAUAGAAUAAUGUAUGUGUGCUAUGGGUUGUUUGUGGCAUGUGAGAGAGCCAUGUUAUUGUGUUAAUACAGACACAUGUUGCUUAAUGUGUGUUAUAUUUUAUUCUAUAAAUAUAGUAGGCAAAAAAAGAAAAGAGAAAAAAACAUGCAGAUAUCCAGUCUGGACACUUUCCGGACUUGCAAAGUAUCUGUGACCGAAUGUAAAUGUUUUUAGUUGUUACAUUUGCAAUUCAGUUUGCUAAUCAAAUGUAAUGGGCUGUACAGGAUUAAUGUUUUAUUCUUAUUUGCCCUAAAAUGUGAUGAUUGUUUUCUUAAUAUGUCAAAGAUAGAUCUGUAAACCUCAAAGGGUUUCAAGCACAUGCAAAGGAAAAAAAAAAAUAGGCUAACCAAACAUGUACACACUA
Molecule: messenger RNA, 4234 nt
Organism: Sinocyclocheilus anshuiensis
Lineage: Eukaryota; Metazoa; Chordata; Actinopteri; Cypriniformes; Cyprinidae
Product: acid-sensing ion channel 2-like
Exons: 10
Coding region: 342-2024 (560 amino acids)
Biological process (GO): sodium ion transmembrane transport
Cellular component (GO): plasma membrane
Molecular function (GO): ligand-gated sodium channel activity
Source: RefSeq, a predicted model, not a curated record